UCCACCAAUACUCCUCUCUCUCUAAAACCAAUCCUCUCUCUUUCUCUCUCUAGAGAGAUAAAUCAUCAAAAUCUGCUCAUCAGUUAAGCGCAGCAUACAGAUCCUCUCACAAGUCGAUACAUUAAGCCAUGGCAGAAGAAACAGUUAUAAGUCAUGAAAUACCAGCAGCAAAGUUGGCCAACGAGGCUGAGAGCAAUGGCGUCCCCAUUAAGAUAAUAGAAGAGGAAGCAAAGAAAGAAGAAGAAACGGCCCUCGAAGGAGAAUUCGUAAAGGUGGAAAAGGAGGAAAAACCGUCUGUCAUCGAGCGCGCAGUAAGCAGUCCAGAGGCAACUCGAGAGCUGCUCGAGUCACAAGAAAAAAUCAAGGAGCUCGAAAAUGAACUGGAAAAAAUAUCCGGGGUAGCAAAGGAAGCUGAAUCUGAGAACACUCACCUGAAGAACGAAAUCUUGCUGACAAAAGAAAAGCUCGAAGAAAGCACGAAGAAGCAUGAAGAGCUCGUACUCAACAACAAGAAGCUGCUCGAAAAAAGCUCAGAAGCAGAGGACAAAUAUAGUGAGCAACUUAAAGCUUUGCAGGAGGCAUUAAAAGCUCAAGAAGAGAAGCACACGGAGUUGACAAAUACAAAGGAAGCAUUCGAUCGUCUCAGUGUUGAGCUAGAGACCUCAAGCAAGCAGAUGAAAGAGCUUGAAUUAAAGUUGCAAGAAUCGGCUGAAGAAGCCCAGAAGUUCGAGGAGUUGCACAAGCAAAGCGGCUUGCAUGUGGAGUCAGAGACUAAGAAAGCCUUGGAACUCGAAAAGCUCCUUGAGCUGGCGAAAUCAAGUGCUAAAGCUAUGGAAGAUCAAACAGCUUUAUUACAGGACGAGCUAAAAAGCUUGUCCGAAAAGAUCUCCGAGAGUGAGAAAGUUGAAGAGGCGCUGAAGAUCACCACUGCUGAGCUCGCCACUGUUAAUGGAGAAUUGGAGCUUUCGAAAUCACAGGUAAAAGAUGUGGAGCAGAGGCUAGCUUCAAAAGAAACUCUUAUCAGCGAAUUGGCCCAAGAAUUAGAAGUUGCAAAAGCUGCUGAAUCCAAGACGAAAGAAGAUAUUGCCUCGCUUGAGAAUAUGCUCGCUGCAACUAAGGAAAGCCUUCACGAAAACGUCUCGCAGCUUGAAGAUGUGAAAUCGAAGCUGAAGGAGGAAGUUGCUGCAAAGGAAGGGGUCGAAGAGUUCUUGAAAAGCCAUGAAACGAAGGCGAAAAUCGCGCAGGAGGAUUUAGAGAAAGUGGCUAAAGAGAAACAAGCGCUAGAAGAUGCUGUGUCUGAUCUGACCAAUAAUAUGGUCCAGAUGAAGGAGCUGUGCAAUGACCUUGAGGCGAAGCUGCAGCAAUCCGACGAGAAUUUCUUCAAGGCUGAUACCCUUUUAUCGGAAGCAGUUGCUAACAGCAAAGAACUUGAAGAGAAAUUGAAAGCCAUUGAAGAGCUUCACAGCCACAAAAAUCGGGAGCUUGAGGGCACACAGCAAGCGUUGAAUGUGGCGACAGAAGAAUCAAAAUUGCAGCUGAAAGAAUUUGAAACCCGUUGUAUUGCAGCCGAGCAGAAGACUGUUGAGCUAGAGCAGCUACUGAAUUUGGAAGAACUCAAAAGCCAUGAUUAUCAAAAGGAAUUGAGAGAGUUAUCUCAGAAACUAUCCGAACUGAAUGGUGAUCUUACGAAGGAGGUGGAAGUUAAGCAACAACUGGAAACCAAGUUGCAAGAAUUCCAGGCCAAAGUAGCUGAGAUGGAGUCUGAGUUGACCAAGUCAACAUCCCGUAAUUCUGAGCUCGAGAUUGAAUUAAAGAAUGUGAUGGAAAAAGCAUCGGAGCACGAGGGACGGGCGAAUACUGUUCAUGAGCGUAGCCUUGAACUCGAGAGUUUGAUACAGACAUCGGAUUCCAAAGCGGGGGAUGCUGUAAAAAAGGUGGGCGAGUUGGAAUUACUUCUCGAGACAGAAAAAAAUAGGAUUAAGGAGCUCGAAGAUCAAAUAAGCUUGUUAGAGAAGAAAUGUGAGAAUGUGGAAGCAGAAUCCUUAAAAAGCGGUAAACAAGUGUCUGAACUUGGAGCAGAGCUUGAGGUGGCGCAGUUAAAAGCAUCGAGUCUAGAGGCUGCAUUGCAAGCAUCCACAGACAAGGAAAAGGAAUUGUCUGAAAUCUUGAAUUCGAAAACCGAAGAGAAUGGGCACUUAAAAGAUUCGUCGAAAACCUUAAAUGAGAAGCUUUCCGAGACAGAAAACCUACUUACCAUCUUGCAGAAUGAACUAACCAUCUCACAGGAGAAGUUGGCGAGCAUUGAAAACGACCUUAAAGCGACUGUAAUAAGGGAAACUGAAGUCAUCGACAAACUUAAGUUAGCUGAGGAGAAGCUAGAGCAACAGAGCAAAGCCUUGGAGGAAGUGACUGCACAUAGGUCAGAACUUGUGUCGUCACACGAGACACUAUCAAGGGAAACAGACCUGAAACUCCAGGAGGCGGUUUCGAAUUUCACCACCAGAGAUUCCGAGGCGAAAGAUUUGCAUGAAAAAUUACAGGCUCUCGAAAGUCAAGUCAAAAGUUAUCAAGUGCAGCUUGUAGAAGCUACUGAACGAUACGAAACUGCCAACAAAGAUCUUGAUCAGAUAUUGGCGAAGCUGGCUUCUUCUGAGGGCAUCAAUGAAGAACUGAAAGCAAAAAUUUCGGAAGCAGAAGUUAAAGCUGACUCGUAUCUGUCCGAAAAUGCGGUCUUGUCUGAGAAUAUUGCUCAGCUCAGUGAGAAAGUUAAAGGUCUUGAAGAAAAGCUAACUACUACGGUUUCCGAGAAGGAAAUCUCUGCACAGCAACUUGCUUCUCACAUGAACACCAUAACCGAACUGACGGAAAAGCAUUCUAAAGUAUCGGAGCUUCAUUUGGCUGCUGAAGCUCGCUUUUCAGAGGCAAAAGCAAAGCUGGAAGAAGCUAUAAACGCACAUAGUUCAAAAGAUUCAGAAGCGAAGGACUUGCACGAGAAGCUAAAAGCUCUUGAAGUGCAUGUGAAGACACAUGAAGAACGGGCUGAGCAAGCAUCUUCACUUGUGAAGAGUCGUGAAUUAGAACUGGAACAAACUUUGUUUAAAUCUAAGGAUCUGGAGAGUGAAUUGGAGAAGAAAUCUGGUCAGUUUAACAAGGAGACUGAAGCAUUGAUUGAAGCUAACUCGAAACUCACUCAGGAUCUGGCUUUGUACAAAUCUGAGCUAAGUGAUUUACAGACGAAAUUGUCCAGUGUUUCGUCAGAGAAGGAUUGCACAGUUGAAGAGUUAAAUACUGCAAAGAAAGAAGUCGAAGAGCUGAGAGAGAGGCUUGUUUCCGAAGGCGAAAAGCUACAAUCUCAGAUAUUUUCGGUUAUGGAAGAGAAUAAUUUGAUUAACGAGACAUUUCAAAGUUCCAAGAAGGAUCUACAGACAAUGAUAGUACAACUUGAAGAGCAGUUGAAAGAACAAAAAUCAAAUGAAGAUGCCUUGAAAUCCAAGUUGGAAAUCCUCGACAAAGAAGUUGUUCAGAAAGUUGAGUUGCAAAAUCAUUUGAAGGAGCUUGAAGAAAAGUUAGCAACCGCGGAAGCUCGAUUUGAAGAAGAGAAAAAGUCGAUCUACCAAAAGGACCUGGAGCGAGAAGCCGCUUUGAAGCAAUCGUGUGAAGAAGUUGAAUCCAAGAAAAAAGAAGUUAUUCUUCUAGAAAACAAAGUGAAAGAUCUUGAGCAGAGCUUGCAGCUAGCUGAUGCUAAAUCGAAAGAAAAGGAUGCCAUCUCGGAACACAAGGACGAAACCGUAAAAUCGAGGGAGAUUGAAUUUGAGUCUCUAUCUUCAACUCCUUCCAAGCGAAAGAGUAAGAAAAAAACGGAGGCAACUUCAACUGGAGCAUCGCCCUCAGAUACGCAAGCACAUGCUGCCGCGGCAUCUCCGGCCAUGAACAUCACGCUCGUCUUAGGUGUGGCUCUUGUCUCAAUUAUCCUUGGCAUUGUUCUUGGGAAAAGAUACUAAGGUGUGUGUGGUGUGAUCGUGUUUCGAUUUAUUAUGCUUCAGAAUUGAUUCUUUUUUCCUUUUUUUUUUGUUUCUUUUUGGUUUCUUUCUAUUUGAUUCAAUUUUUACCCUUUUAUUUUAGUUUGGUCUUAGUAGAAGCUUUAUUUGUAUUGGAUUUUAUUUGGUUUUUGAUCUUCUGGUCAGGAAAUUUGGUUUUUUAUUUGAAACCUGAUCUGUAUUUAUAGCAUUGAAGGAAAAACAAGGAGAUGUUGUGUUCUUUGCUGUAAUAAAGUUUGUAUUUAUAGCCUA
Molecule: messenger RNA, 4289 nt
Organism: Erythranthe guttata (spotted monkey flower)
Lineage: Eukaryota; Viridiplantae; Streptophyta; Magnoliopsida; Lamiales; Phrymaceae
Product: early endosome antigen
Source: RefSeq, a predicted model, not a curated record